Daphnia magna is the source of this 3984-nucleotide messenger RNA. It is a transcript of the gene Orp8, whose product is annotated as oxysterol-binding protein-related protein 8. Gene Ontology annotation, molecular function: cholesterol binding. The transcript has 13 exons. NCBI's taxonomy places the organism in Eukaryota, Metazoa, Arthropoda, Branchiopoda, Diplostraca, Daphniidae. The record is from RefSeq and is a predicted model, not a curated record. The coding region runs from base 305 to 3208 and encodes 967 amino acids. Gene Ontology annotation, cellular component: cytosol; intracellular membrane-bounded organelle; membrane.
ACUCUCGUUAAUGCUGCACUGUGUGCUGUGCUGUCUGUUUAUUGAAUUUCGCCUUGCUUGGCCGUCGUCAGCAUCUCGUGACUGACUAUCACGACACAUUUUUCUAUUACUGAUGCUACCAUCGUUUGUUUUCUUCUUUUCGAAUGGAGCGAGUGAAAUUGUGCAUGUUCAGCUUGUUCUUUUAGCCCGGUGUUUUUAGUUUUCAACGUAGUAGCCGUCAAGACGACGUUCGUUUGUUAUUGACAUUUACACACUCUCUGGCUAAUGCUAUAUAGGUUAGGUAAUCUGUGGCUGUUAUCAGGAAAUGGAUCGUUCUUCAGUAGAACCUAUUCCUUCACAGCCUUCUUCACCAAACCCCUACACGUCCACACCAAACAAGUUCAAGAAUGCUUCGUCUACAGAAAGUGCCCAGGUGCCGCAGUCUGUUAUAGAUCCAGUUCUUUGCAAUGAGACUCAACAACUUGACUGGCAGGGAUCGGGAAAUGGAGAUUCAGCACCUUCUAGCAGUCCUGGAACGGCCCCUGCAUCUGGGUAUAUUGUUGCCAGAAAGGAAUCUUACAAACUACAGAGGAAGAAUUACAGGUUCGAAAAGAAAAAGGCUGCCAACGAGUUGCUGUGUUCCUUCAAAGACCCAGCUGUUGUUGUUCUAGCAGAUUGGCUCAAAGUGAGAGGAAUGCUUAAGAGCUGGACAAAGCUAUGGUGCAUUCUGAAACCAGGUGUCAUCUUGCUGUACAAGAGUGACAAAGCAAAGGAUUGGGUUGGCACUAUACUGUUGAGUAUGUGCAAAUUAAUUGAACGUCCUUCGAAAAAAGAUGGUUUCUGUUUCAAAUUAUAUCACCCCUUGGACCAAUCGAUAUGGGCGCCUAAAGGCCCCUUGGGAGAAACAAUUCCCGCGCCAAUUCAGCCGCUCCCCACUUCUCACUUGAUUUUCCGCGUGUCCUCUCAAGGAGCAGGCAAAUGUUGGAUGGAUGCCCUGGAAUUAGCCUUGAAGUGCUCUUCUUUGCUUAUCCGUUCCAUGAGCACUCGAAGCACCAAUUUGGCAGAAGGUCUUGUCUCGGACCUUACGUCUGGGCAGCCAAGUUGUGGUGCGCCAGCUUCUCAGAGCGGCGAAAUUCACUGGAACGAUUCGGAUUUCGAAAAACAUUUCAAGGAUCAAGCGCUAGAACCAGUACUUGAUUCCCUAAGAGUACCAUUGGUUUCCAUAAUUUCACCUUCUUUCUCCUCGAACGACUCAACUCCUAUGAGUGCCCAGUCCACCUGCUCGAGUUUGAACAAUUCACCGCAAUUGCAAAAAAUUCGUUAUUUUGCUCGGUUUCCACACGAUUCGUCGAGGAAAUUGUUAGAACCACAGGAUUGUGAUUUCGACGAUACUAGUCAUACGGAUGAAAAUGAUGUGACGGAAGCCGAGCGCCGGUCCGGCUCCGUAGUAGAUGUUGCCGAUUUCGCCACGAUGGGGCCACGUCUUCCUCGAACACGCCACGAUUCGCAUCAUUCUGAUUCGGAAUCUGAGGAAGAUGAGUUGAGAUCGCUCGAUGAAUCGCCUAUCGAGACGACGUACGUUGUCCAACAGGAAGAAGAAUUUGGCUCGACUGGAGAGUUGACGGAAGAAUUGGCGGAUGAUAACAAGAGCUUAAUUUGGUUCCUUGUCAAACAAGUGCGUCCAGGAAUGGAUUUGUCAAAGGUAGUCUUGCCUACGUUCAUCCUGGAACCGCGCUCUUUUCUUGAUAAAUUAUCUGAUUAUUAUUAUCACGCGGAUAUCUUGUCCAGGGCGGUUUUAGAAGACGAUCCUUUCACGCGAAUGAAGACAGUGGUUCAGUGGUAUCUGUCUGGUUUCUAUAAAAAACCAAAGGGACUUAAGAAACCAUAUAAUCCUAUUCUGGGAGAAGUUUUUCGUUGUUGUUGGAAACAUCCAAACGGAUCCACUACUUUCUAUAUCGCCGAACAAGUGUCCCAUCAUCCUCCCAUAUCGGCUCUUUACGUCACUAAUCGUAAAGAUGGUUUCACCCUGUCAGCUACCAUUCUGGCAAAAUCAAAGUUUUACGGAAACUCAUUGUCUGCUCUGCUGGAUGGAUCGGCACGUCUGACUUUGUUGCCGCGUGGUGAAGAUUACAUCAUCACUAUGCCUUAUGCUCAUUGUAAGGGAAUCCUUCUUGGGACGCUCACCAUGGAAAUGGGCGGCGAAGUCUGUCUCAAAUGUGAAAAGACGGGCUACCGCGCGGAUCUAGAGUUUAAGCUCAAACCGAUGAUUGGCGGUGCGGAUUUUAUGAACUACGUGACGGGCAAACUUCGAUUGGGCAAAGAAACGCUGGCCAUUAUUUCAGGCUAUUGGGAUGACUGCAUUACGAUCGAAGACAAGCGAACGGGCGAGAAACAGACACUGUGGAAUCCAACGUCAGAAGUCAGAGCUGCGAGGCUCAAGCGUUGGACUGUUGCAGCUGAAGAACAGCUUGAGUAUGAAUCGGAUAAAUUGUGGAGCAAAGUCGCAGCCGCCAUUCGCCAAGAAAAUCAGGAAUUGGCUACGAGCGAGAAAACCAUUUUGGAAGAGGAGCAAAGGAAGGCCACCAAAUUGCGAAUAUCCCAAAAUGAAACGUGGAUCCCUCGCUGCUUUGAAUUGGAUCCCGUGACGGAUUCCUGGCAUUACCGACAUGCCGACGUCCGCCCGUGGGAUCAGCGCAAUGACGUUGUCCAGUACGAAAGUAACUUUGUUAUUGCCACCAAAACUCGGCAUCGAACGCCAAUGAUUCGUGAAGCCAGCAUAGUCAGUGUCGAAAGGCAAUCAGAAUCUAUUAGGCAACAGUUGGUCUUGUCGCCAAACGGGGCCGAAUUUCGGAAACCAUUGAAUGAGUCUAAUGCCAAUGGAACAAGUGCCAUACGGCGAAGGAAUGUUGACGGAAGCAUCAGUUCUUCAGCCGAAGGUGAUCAGAUACAUAGCUCUGAAGAAGACAGUCGAUUGAUGGGUGAUAAGCGCCAGUUGAGGAGUGGACCCACCAGCUGGAAUCAUGUACUGCAGUACCUGGAAGAAUCGCAUCGUGAAACGCAGGACAAAUUGAAUCGGAUUCAAAACAGCAUUCAGUCAAUGGUGUUGCAACAGCAUCAGGUGAUGGGUCCAAAGAGGAUGGCGCGUGGAUCGGCAUCCCGUGACCUUUACCUGGUCGUUCUAGUGCUGGCCCUGUGCCAGGUGGUUCUUUGGUUGUAUUGGAAGAAAUGAUCGUCGAUUAAUUUUCGAAAAGUUUAUUUGAUUUUAAAGUUAAAAAAGAUUUGUUCGCAACGCCAAAAACCUCACAGUCUAUUAAGAAAUCUCUGCGUGCUGAGGCAAGAGGAAAGAAUGAGUCUUGCUUUUUACAUGAAACAAAAAUGAGGUAAUAUGGUGAAGUAACGAGAGCUAGUCGAUCCGUUUCCCCUCUUGCCCACUCUACCCAAAUGCGUACUCAACACCAGUCUUUUUUUCCCCCAUUUCUUUAUUUAAAAGUGAUGUGAACUAUUGGAGCAAAAGCAUUCCUUCCAUGUUCUAUUUAUCCAGAUAUUUAUGAGACAUUUAUUUAGUAUGACCUCAUGGCAAGGGACUGUAUUUGUGAUGCAACAGGGAUUUUAGGGCGGAAACAAAACAGGAACUUGCAGCCGAAAACGAUAAGUAGAGAGAUCAAGUGCCAUGACAUUUGAUUAUAUUAUGUGCUGUCUUGACAUUCCUCCUCUUCCAUUGAUAUCUUUCGACUUUUUCUCCCUUGCUUAUUGCCACAUUUCCUUAACUUUGCUUCGAUUUUCCUAUCAUCUUCAAGUCGUCAAUACUUUUCUCCUAUUUCUCUCCCUUUCGUCUUCUCAUCCAUCUGUGCCGAGUUUUCACCCAUUCGCCUGUGUCAAUGCGAAAUUGUCCAUUUACCAAUGAUAUAUUGUGUUACACCUUACAUGGCAAGAUCUGUGAAACUGUAUCUUUUUUCGAUUAUAAAGCGAUAUCCUCUCAAUACACGUACACGUGUUCCCUCUGAA